Molecule: messenger RNA, 1062 nt
Organism: Nylanderia fulva
Lineage: Eukaryota; Metazoa; Arthropoda; Insecta; Hymenoptera; Formicidae
Source: RefSeq, a predicted model, not a curated record
AUGUCGAAAGAAUUGUUGGAAUCUAAUUUGAGUACAAUAUUUGCCACACUUCGAAAUACGGAGCAAUAUUGGUGUAAACCGAGAAACGAUUUAAAUUGUAUGACGCAGCAUUAUGGACCUGCGACAUGGUUUUUAACACUCAGUCCAAGUGAGUGGUUGUGGGAAGAUUUAGGUGAAUAUAUUCGUGAAGUAAAUGAAUGGCAUGACGCUUCCUUAAGCGUUAGCGCACUCGUUGUUAGAGAUCCAGUAUCAACAUCCAGGUUUCUCGAUAAUAAGUUUCGGGCAAUGCUUGACUUUAUUAGGUCUAAAGAUCAUCCAAUUGGAGAAGUAACGCACUAUUUCUGGCGACGAGAAUAUCAAGGUAGAGGUAUACAACAUUUUCACUUAUUAAUUUGGAUUAAAAAUGCACCAAUUUUCGGUGAAUCUACUAUUGAGGAAGUUUCAAAAUUUAUUUCACAACAUAUAAGCUGCACAAUACCGGAUCAAAAUAUUUCGCCAUUGUUGUACAGACGUGUUGAUACGCAUCAGCGACAUAUACAUAAUGAUUAUUGUCUUCGUUCUAAAAAAGUAGGACGUAAAGUUAUUCGUCGAUGUCGUUUUGGAUUUCCUCGUCCCGUUACUGAAACUUUGAAUAUCAGGGAUGUGGCAACUUCGAUAGCCGGUAGAAAACAAUUGAAACAUAAAAGUAGACUUUACGAUCUUCCUCGAACGGAUAAUGAAGGUAAUAUAAAUGACUAUAAUCCUGUUCUUCUUACUGCAUGGGAAGGUAAUAUGGAUAUACAAUUUAUUGGUGAAAAAUCAUCGCUGCUAACCUGGUAUGUUACUAAAUAUAUGAAUAAAGCGGGAAAAAGUGAAUUAUCUGAGAAUAUUCUUGAUAGUAAGGAUAACAAAAACAAAUCAUUAGCGAGUCAUCUUUGGAAUAUUGCUUUGCGAUUUACGAAUAAUAGAGAAUGUGGAGCUCUCGAAGCUGCUGAUACAUUGUUAGGUAUUCCUUUGUAUGGAACUGAUCGAAAUACAACCAUCAGAUGGUUAGAUGUUAAUCAAAUACGAUAUAAAAAUUAA